Phoenix dactylifera (date palm) is the source of this 1391-nucleotide messenger RNA. RefSeq names its product pathogenesis-related family protein. The record is from RefSeq and is a predicted model, not a curated record. NCBI's taxonomy places the organism in Eukaryota, Viridiplantae, Streptophyta, Magnoliopsida, Arecales, Arecaceae.
GCAAGGGUGCCGUCAGAGUUGCCGCCUUCGAAAGCACGGCUUCAUGGAUACCGACUGAAAUCAUAUGAAAAUAACGCACUACCGGAAAAAAUGGGGUCGGAGGCCUAAUCGUCCUCCUUGGACGACCUUUAGAAAGCGACGUCGGAGGCCUAAUCUCCCCCGAAGACUACGCCCCCAACAAAAUCCCUAACCCCUUCCAACCCAGCCGCCCCUCCUGCUCGUCGAACCUGGAGACGGCGGCGCCGGCCGUCGGGAAGGUGACUAGCUUGUGAAGGGCCCUUGUGAAGGCCGCCGGCGCCUUCUCGUCGAAUAAUCGCGAUUCCCAGAAGAGGGUCUCUUCUUUGUUCGAAAGGAAAGGCCCUAGCUUCCCUUUUUGUAGUGACGGUAAGUUACUCUGCAGCCCAAGUUUCCAGUUGCUGCUCCAGGCACCCGCGGUAGGCAGAAAGACGGACGUUCUGUGACGUUGGAUAUGGAGGAAGCUUCAAAGGAGAAACCGGUGGGGGACCAGUACAGGUCUUAUUUAGUGGGAGAAGAAGGAGAUGACACCCACUGGAGGCUUGGAUCUCCUCCAACGUAUGAUCUUGUCAACAAGCUCUUCGAAGAAGGAAGGACGAAGGUCUGGCCAAAAGGGUCGCUGGAAGAGAAGGUACAGAACGCGAUCAAAACGUGGGAGAUGGAGUUCUCUCAUAAGACCCGGCUAGAAGACUUCAAGACCAUCAACCGGGAGAAGUUCAAAUUCAUUGUGAAUGGAAGGCAGGCGUUAUCAGCCGAGGAGACGUUGAAGCUGGGGAGUUACAACGCGCUGCUGCAGAAUUCCCAGCCGGAGGAGGACUUGGAGAGCUUUGAGUCAUCGCACGAGUUGUUCCGGACGGCGUUCCCUCGCGGGUUCGCGUGGGAGGUGCUGCAUGUGUACUCGGGCCCUCCGGUGAUCGUGCUCAAGUUCAGGCACUGGGGAUACAUGGAAGGGCCUUACAAAGGUCAUGCACCAACCGGGGAAAAGGUUGAGUUCUAUGGAAUGGCUAUCCUCAAGGUAGAUGAGCAUUUGAGGGCAGAAGAGCUGGAGAUCUACUAUGAUCCAGCAGAAUUGAUUGGAGGCUUUCUCAAGGGUCCAUUGCUUUCCCCAAGUGAACACCUCCAAGUAGCAGCCACCUCUGGAGAGGUUGCCGCGACUGGUUCUUCUAGCGGUGCUGCAACCUCUCGAGCAUGCCCAUAUUUCAAGGGGUAAUAAGGGCUCAAUGUGCAGCCUCCAAUAAAGUGGAGCCUUCUCAUAUGGUUAUGCAUAUGAAUCGUAUAAAAUAUUUGUGAGCGUAUGUAUAUGUAUGUAUGUAUGUAUGUACCUAUUGAACAUUUGCUUUAAAAUGUCCUAUUGAACUUAUCAUAUUGUUGUAUUA